UUAAUGUUGUUUUUCUAAAAUUAAACAUUUGAAGUUCCACUGUCUGAAUUUGAAGAGAUGCAAUGGGAAUCUCAACUCAUCUUUUCAACCUCUUGCUUUUCAUUCUACUAACUUCUCAUUCAUCCUUUGCCGAGGUCUUUUUCGAAGAGAAAUUCCAAGAUGGGUGGAAAAGUCGUUGGGUGUUGUCUGAUUGGAAAAGGAGUGAAGGAAAAGCAGGUACCUUUAAGUAUACUGCUGGAAAAUGGCCUGGAGAUCCUGAUGACAAAGGUAUUCAGACCUAUAAUGAUGCCAAGCAUUUUUCCAUAUCGGCAAAGAUACCAGAGUUGACCAAUAAGAACAGAACCCUGGUGCUUCAGUAUUCUAUUAAAUUUGAGCAGGAUAUUGAAUGUGGUGGUGGUUACAUCAAACUUCUUUCUGGUUAUGUUAAUCAGAAGAAGUUUGGCGGUGAUACUCCUUAUAGUUUGAUGUUUGGACCGGAUCUAUGUGGCACACAGACAAAGAAACUCCAUGUUAUAUUGUCAUACCAGGGGCAGAAUUAUCCCAUUAGAAAGGAUUUGGAGUGUGAAACAGACAAAUUAACUCAUUUCUAUACAUUCAUUCUAAGGCCUGAUGCCUCUUAUAGUGUCCUUGUUGAUAAUCGAGAAAGAGAUUCUGGAAGCAUGUACACGGAUUGGGACAUCCUUCCUCCAAAAAAAAUCAAAGAUGUCAAGGCAAAAAAGCCAGCAGACUGGGAUGAUAGAGAGUACAUUGAGGACCCUAAUGAUGUCAAACCAGAGGGAUAUAAUUCAAUUCCAGCUGAAAUCCCCGAUCCAAAAGCGAAGAAGCCUGUUGACUGGGAUGAUGAAGAUGAUGGACUUUGGAAAGCCCCAAAAAUUCCUAACCCAGCAUACAGAGGACCGUGGAAACGAAAGAAAAUCAAGAACCCCAACUACAAAGGAAAGUGGAAGACUCCAUGGAUUGAUAACCCAGAAUUUGAGGAUGAUCCUGAUCUUUAUGUGCUGAAACCAAUCAAGUAUGUGGGCAUUGAAGUGUGGCAGGUGAAGGCCGGUUCAAUUUAUGACAACAUCUUAAUUUGUGAUGACCCACAGUAUGCAAAGCAAGCUGUGGAAGAAUAUAUGAUUAAUAAUAGAGAGGCCGAAAAAGAAGCUUUUGAAGAAGCAGAGAAAGAAAGAAGGGCUCGAGAAGAAGAGGAGGCACAAAGGGCAAGAGAAGAGGGCGAAAAAAGGAGGAGAGAGAGGGGCAGUAGAUACGGAGAUAAGAGGCGUCGUAGAAGGUCGGAUCCCCACGAAUACAUGGACGAUUACGAACAUGAUGAACUUUGAAAUGGGCAAUGUGAGGGGGUAGUUGGACACUGCAUAAUUGCUGCAGCAAUCUUCAAUUUAAUGCCAAUUAUGAAGUUUGAAAUUUUUAGUGUUUUGUGAAUUUUAGGACCAGAGUAUGAAUUGUGCACUAACCAUAACUAGUUUACCAACCAAGUUGAAAUGAGCAUAUCAGUCAUUAUGUCAACUUUAUUUCUUUUGUGUAAGAACAAAUCUGCCCCUUCUGCCUAUUAUUAUAAGAUUUGAUUAUAAGAUUC
This is a messenger RNA of Vicia villosa (hairy vetch), 1576 nucleotides long. RefSeq names its product calreticulin-3-like. Gene Ontology annotation, cellular component: endoplasmic reticulum; endoplasmic reticulum membrane. The transcript is spliced from 14 exons. Gene Ontology annotation, molecular function: calcium ion binding. The record is from RefSeq and is a predicted model, not a curated record. The coding region runs from base 63 to 1322 and encodes 419 amino acids. Gene Ontology annotation, biological process: protein folding. Lineage: Eukaryota; Viridiplantae; Streptophyta; Magnoliopsida; Fabales; Fabaceae.